UCCAUGGGCAGCGGCCCACCCCGCAGCUGUGGCAGAGCCACAUCCCAAGAGACCAGAGAGACCGAGAGAGGCGGCCAGGGGCUAGAGCGGCGGCGGCGGCGGCGGCGGCGGCAGCGGUAGCGGAGGAGCAUGGAGGCUGCGGCGUCCGUACCGCGAGCCCGGCUUUCUAGAGGGCAUCCUCAGAAGAACAAGGCUGGGCAGACCUCAGGGCCCAAGCCGGGCAGCCGAAUGGCUAAGCUGUUUGGCUUUGAGUGGUCUCACGUGUCCAGCUGGCAGAGGCUGGUGACCCUCCUAAAUCGACCAACUGACCCUGCAAGCCUUGCAGUUUUUCGAUUCCUCUUUGGGCUGCUAAUGGUCCUGGACAUUCCCCAGGAGCGAGGUCUUAGCUUCUUGGACCACAGAUACCUGGAUGGACUUGAGGUGUGCCGCUUCCCCUUGAUAGAUGCCCUGCAUCCUCUGCCACUUGACUGGAUGUACCUUGUCUACACUGUCAUGUUUUUGGGGGCACUGGGCAUGAUGCUGGGGCUGUGGUACCGCCUGAGCUGCCUUUUGUUCCUGCUGCCCUACUGGUAUGUGUUUCUGCUGGACAAGACUUCAUGGAACAACCAUUCCUAUCUUUAUGGACUGUUGGCUUUCCAGCUAUCAUUCAUGGAUGCCAACCGCUACUGGUCCCUGGAUGGCCUAAGAAAUGCCUCCAAGAGAAAUGCCCACGUCCCACUUUGGAACUACACGGUCCUGCGUGGACAGAUAUUCAUUGUGUAUUUCAUUGCGGGAGUGAAAAAGCUGGAUGCAGACUGGGUCGGAGGCUAUUCCAUGGGCUCCUUGUCCCGCCACUGGCUCUUCAAUCCCUUCAAGCUGGUGCUCUCGGAGGGGAUGACCAGCCUGCUCGUGGUGCACUGGUGUGGGCUCCUGCUAGACCUCUCAGCAGGGUUCCUGCUGUUUUUUGAUGCUUCAAGAGCCAUUGGCCUUCUCUUUGUCUCCUAUUUCCACUGUAUGAAUUCCCAGCUCUUCAGCAUUGGCAUGUUCCCCUUUGUCAUGUUAGCCAGCAGCCCCCUUUUCUGCUCCCCCGACUGGCCUCGCAGGCUGGUUUCCUGCCUUCCUCAGCGGCUUCGAGGCCUGUUGCCAGCCACAGCUGAUGCUCAGCCCAGUCUGUCUUGUGUGUAUAAGAGAAGCCGGGCCAAAGGCAGCCACCGGACCCGGCUGCGGCAUCGGCUGGGAGCUGUCUUCACACUGCUCUAUCUUGUGGAACAACUCUUCCUGCCCUAUUCCCACUUUAUUACCCAGGGCUAUAACAACUGGACCAACGGGCUCUAUGGCUACUCCUGGGACAUGAUGGUGCACUCCCGCUCCCACCAGCAUGUCAAGAUCACCUACCGAGAUGGCCGCACUGGGGAGUUAGGCUACCUCAAUCCUGGGGUGUUCACACAGAGUCGCCGAUGGAAGGACCACGCAGACAUGCUGAAGCAAUACGCCACGUGCCUGUACCGCCUGCUGCCCAACUACAAUGUCUCUGACCCCCAGAUCUACUUCGACAUCUGGGUCUCUAUCAACGACCGCUUCCAGCAGAGGCUCUUUGAUCCUCGCGUGGACAUCGUGCGGGCUGCUUGGUCUCCCUUCCGUCCAACGGCCUGGCUACAGCCCUUGUUGCUGGAUUUGUCUCCCUGGAGGGAGAAGUUUCAGGAGAUUGAGAGCAGCCUGGACAACCACACUGAGGUGGUCUUCAUCGCUGACUUCCCUGGGCUACACCUGGAGAAUUUUGUGAGUGAAGACUUGGGCAAUACUAGUCUCCAGCUGCUGCAGGGGGAAGUUACCGUAGAGCUGGUGGCCGAGCAGAGGAAUGUCUCUCUUCGGGAAGGAGACAGAGUCCAGUUGCCGGCUGGCGAAUAUCACAAGGUAUACACCGUGUCCUCGGGUCCCUCUUGUUACAUGUACAUCUAUGUCAACACCACAGAGCUGGCCUUAGAGCGAGACUUAGCACGGUUACAAGAACUCAAGGAGAAAGUCGAGAAUGGGAGUGAAUCAGGACCACUGCCCCCCGAGCUGCGGCCCUUGCUGGAGGGGGAAGUAAAAGGUGGACCCGAGCUGACUCCUCUGGUGCAGACCUUCUUGCGUAGACAGCAGCGUCUCCAGGAAAUCCAACGGCGGCGCAGUUCCCCUUUCUAUGAAAGGCUUUCCCGCUUUCUGCUUCGAAAGCUUUACAUUUUUCGUCGAAGCUUCUUGAUGACUUGCAUCUCUCUUCGGAACCUGAUCCUGGGUCGCCCCUCCCUGGAGCAGCUGGCCCAGGAAGUGACCUAUGCAAACCUGCGGCCAUUUGAGCCCCCGACGGAGCCGGCCCCCGCGGAGCCCCAUUCCUUAGAUGCUCAUCCCACAGAAGCCAGCCACACGCCCAUCCGCUCAGAGCUCUGAGUUGUCAAGGGCUCAGGGCUUCAGUGCAGAGCCAGUCACAUAAUUAUGUACUCGAUAGAAAUUUGGCUACAAUAAUUUUUCCAAGUCAUUUUUAAAAAGUU
Molecule: messenger RNA, 2507 nt
Organism: Gracilinanus agilis (Agile Gracile Mouse Opossum)
Lineage: Eukaryota; Metazoa; Chordata; Mammalia; Didelphimorphia; Didelphidae
Gene: GGCX
Product: gamma-glutamyl carboxylase
Exons: 15
Coding region: 130-2406 (758 amino acids)
Biological process (GO): peptidyl-glutamic acid carboxylation
Molecular function (GO): vitamin binding; gamma-glutamyl carboxylase activity
Source: RefSeq, a predicted model, not a curated record